This is a messenger RNA of Colletotrichum truncatum, 2226 nucleotides long. RefSeq names its product heterokaryon incompatibility protein. The record is from RefSeq and is a predicted model, not a curated record. Lineage: Eukaryota; Fungi; Ascomycota; Sordariomycetes; Glomerellales; Glomerellaceae.
AUGCUUUCUUUCUUCAAAGAUACAUCGUCUACAUUGCGACCAACAAACACGACACCGGAUUCAGCUCACCCUAGCAUCGCCAAUCAAGAUCAUGACCAGAACACAGACAGAAGUCCCCAAACUGCCGAACAAGCUCGCGUGGAGCCUCUCCCUCAAUUCUCAUUAGUACCCGACGGCCCAGUCUACACCCCACUUCCCCAGAACUCCAUUCGCCUGCUGAAGCUCCGAUACGGUCAUGUUACAAGCCCAGUCGAAUGCGAGCUCACAACGUUCGCCAUCGAGGAGGCACCAACCUAUGACGCUCUGUCCUAUGUCUGGGGCCUCGAAAGCUCCUCCGAGCCCAUAAUCUGUAAUGGCCAUCGCAUGCCAAUCCGGAACAACCUGAUGCAAGCCCUUCGCCAUCUCCGUCCACUUCCCUCAUGGGUUGCCCACGACAUCUGGCCCGAGACUCACGCUCUUCACUCAAGUCACAAUGCCUGGAAGGGCAUUGCUCGCAAUCGCAACGAGAUGCCGCCGGACGACAAGUUCCAGCAGAACUUCAUCUGGGUCGACAGCCUCUGUAUUAACCAAGCCGAUACGGCGGAGCGAGAGGAGCAAGUAAAGCUAAUGGACCGCAUCUUUUCUCGCGCCGAGACCGUAAAAGUUUGGCUAGGACCUGCCGACACUUCACAGAUUGCUGUUCAACCGCUCAAUACAGAAAGGGUACCAAACAUAGGGAAUGGCUUGCUUACUGUUAGUGGUCAUUUCGCACGACAGCGGCCCGUAUAUCACCUCUUGCAGUACGGAACGAUGCCACUGGUUCUCGCCUUCAUAGCUCAAGCCAUUCGAAACGUUGAAGGUGCCGAGAAUUACCUUGCGAAGCUGCGUCCGCCAUGGGAUCUCGUCCAUCGGAAUAAAGCGUACGGGUUGCUUUCUCCGUCAGCCGACGAGUGGACAGUGCUUCGGAAAUUUCUGACAAACUCUUGGUUCGACCGCGUCUGGAUCGUACAGGAGAUCGUGCUGGCACGAAGGGCGGUAGUGAUUGUAGGGGAUUGGCAGCUGGAGUGGGCGGCGUUGGGACAGGCGGCAGCGUGGUUUGAGGAUCACGGAUACGGCAUGCCGGCAAACUACAAGUUCUCGAGAGUGGACAGGAAUGAUUUGCUGCCUGUGGCAAAAGCGGCAGCAAUGUGGAGGUUGAAUCAGGCUAUCGACAAGAGGUGGCCACUUCUUCAAAUGCUGGCAGAACUAAGGAGUCGAAACGCGACAGACGAGAAAGAUAAACUUUACGCCACAUAUUCGAUGGCUCAUGAGACGGAGACGAACUCUCACGGGCUGCCUUUUUUGCUUGAACCAACAUACUCAAGUGCUCCAGGGAAUGAGGAGGCAUGUGCGAAAGUCUAUAGGGAUCUUGCGCGAUUCCUAAUCAUAGAGCACGGGGACCUCUCAGUUCUUUCACAUGUCGAACAAACACGAGUUAUGAGGAGUGCCGAAUGGCCAUCGUGGGUACCGGACUGGAGACAGGUGAAGGCAUCUGCCGAGUUCAUCAAACACAAUCUGGACGCCUCUUGGUAUAACGCAAAUGAUGGCAAGAACAUGGUCAUUGGAGACUCUUUGGAUCCAAACAGCCUCUCCUUGCAGGGCGUUCGCGCUGCUGUUGUGAAUAUCUACAGCGAGAAGCUGAGCUCGUACGGUUUCCGGCACAUCACAUACCAAGACGAGUGCCAAUUCGUCAAGUCGGCCUGGAACCUUUACAUCACCAGUCUAGCAGGUGGUAAACCAACCAAGGAGGGGCUUCGAGUUUUCCUCUCGACCCUCACUGCUGGUCUCACCGACGAGCAGAUGGCUGUAAACGAUGACCCCGGCUUUUUCUCUGACGCCAAGGCUUGGUUGGCGGAAAACACGCCUGAUGUUCCGCUGUUUCACAGUCUCGGAGAAGGCUGGUUUGCAAAGCAGAGAAGAGCCCGGCGGAACCCCCAUCGUUUCCAGGCUGCAUUCACGCGGGCUUGUUCUGAUAGAGCAUUUUUCAUCGCGAGUGGCGGCUCAUUGGGGAUAGGUCCGGAGACCAUGAGGUCCGGAGAUAUCGUUGUUGUGCUUUUUGGUGGAAGGGUUCCGUAUGUGCUGAGGCCUCUGAGAGAUGGGGAUUAUUCUUUUAUCGGAGAAUGUUAUGUUCAUCAUUUCAUGGAUGGGGAAGUCAUUAGGAAAUGGCAGGGAAACAAUCUUACUCCGGACUUCUUUUGCCUUAGAUGA